CCAACCCUGGAUAGGAGGGAAGAGGCGGGAGGAAGGAGGUGAUGUCCAAAUCCUGAGCGCAUUCGUUAUUUAAAAAAAAGAAGAAGGAGGAGGAGGAGGAGGGAGAGGGGGGAGGAAUAGAAAGCAGUGAAAAAUUCCAGCUCGAAUGGAUCGGAGAUUCAUCUGAAACACGGUCAGAGUGUCAUUGCAGACAUGGGUCGCAGCGGUACGGCACCUCUCGCUCAGCUCCUCGGGGAGUGCUUUCACUGUCAGUCCUUCAGCGCUGGAAAUGGCGUUGUGAUGCUGAGCGCGGAAGACGCAGCGGAGGCGGAUGCCAAGGAAUAGAGCAAUAUAUGAUCACCUGUGCUUUUCUUUGGGUUGGAUUUUUAGUAGCGGUGGACAAUACCAUGGUGAAUUACCAGAAAUACAUUACUGUUAUGCAGCUGGCUCUGGGGGUGACCGCCUCCAACAAAGAACAUUGCCUUCCACCCAGGAAGCGUAUGUGGCAUUCUUCCCAUCACUCCUCUUCCUCAAUGAUUCACCCGAGUCCGACCGCCGGCUCCAUCACUGCAGGCUCCUCCGCGAGCACCGUUCAGGGCAAGCCAUCACUCCGGCGCAUCAAGGGUCGCAUCCACAGAAGCAAGAGCCUGGACAGCAUCGAUCUCCUGGAUUCCAACAGUGCAGCGAUGGAGGAGACAGUCAUUUGGGAACAGCACACAGUAACACUACACAGGGCACCAGGGUUUGGCUUUGGGAUAGCCAUAUCGGGAGGUCGGGAUAACCCUCAUUUUCAGAGUGGCGAGACCUCCAUUGUCAUAUCGGAUGUGCUGAAAGGAGGCCCGGCUGAAGGCCUGCUGCAGGAAAAUGACAGAGUGGUCAUGGUGAACUCUGUUUCUAUGGACAACGUGGAGCAUGCAUAUGCCGUCCAGCAGCUUCGCAAAAGCGGGAAAAUUGCCAAAAUUACAAUCAGACGGAAGAGAAAAGUUCACGUCCCCAUGGGCCGCUUGGGGGAGAGGGAAACCAUGUCGGAACACGACGAGGAGGAGGACAGCUACGACGAGGAGAUCUACGAGACGCGAAGCGGACGCAGUGGUGCUUACAGCGGCGUGGGAGGGGCUAUGGGCAGGCGCAGUGGUCGGAGCGGUGGACGGAGAGACAGGGAGCGUGAGCGCAGCGGCUCGCGAGAAAGAAGUCUCUCUCCACGCACAGACCGCCGCUCGCACAAUCUCCCCCCACGGCCUGCCAAGGUCACGCUUGUUAAAUCCCGGAAAAAUGAAGCAGAAUAUGGCUUGCGUCUGGCCAGCCAUAUCUUUGUCAAGGACAUCUCUCCUGAGAGCCUGGCAGCCAGAGACGGCAACAUCCAGGAGGGAGAUGUUGUGCUGAAGAUUAACGGCACGGUUACAGAGAACCUUUCCCUGAUUGAUGCCAAAAAGCUGAUUGAAAGGUCAAAGGGCAAACUAAAAAUGGUUGUUCAGAGAGACGACAGGGCGACCCUGCUGAACAUCCCCGACCUCGAUGACAGCAUUCCUUCAGCCAAUGCCUCUGACAGAGAUGACAUUUCAGAUAUCCAUUCGCUGGCAUCGGACCAUUCCAAUCGAUCACAUGACAGGCGUCGUAGGAGCCGCUCACGCUCUCCGGACAGGCGAUCUGAACCCUCAGACCACUCCAGACAUUCACCCCCACAAAUCAGCAACGGCAGUCACAGAAGUCGGGAUGAUGAACGGAUCUCAAAGUCUGCUUCAACACCAGCGAAGAUCGCAGAGGAGAUUCCUCUCCCCAGACCAAAGGAGUCUGCUAAUGCAAAAGAGGACAAGAAGCUCCCUCCCCUUCCAGAGCCUAAGCCAGUGUAUGCCCAGCCUGGACAACCAGAUGUAGACCUACCAGUUAGUCCCUCUGACGCUCCCGUCCCAAGUGCUGCUCAUGAUGACAGCAUCCUACGGCCGAGCAUGAAACUAGUCAAGUUCAAAAAGGGGGAGAGUGUGGGCCUGCGACUGGCAGGGGGCAACGAUGUGGGCAUCUUUGUAGCUGGAGUUCUGGAGGACAGCCCAGCUGCUAAAGAAGGCCUGGAAGAGGGCGACCAAAUUCUCAGGGUAAAUAAUGUUGAUUUUGCAAACAUAAUUCGAGAGGAGGCGGUGCUAUUCCUAUUGGAUCUCCCUAAGGGCGAGGAGGUCACCAUUCUGGCCCAAAAGAAGAAAGACGUGUAUCGGCGGAUCGUGGAGUCUGAUGUCGGUGACUCCUUCUACAUCCGGACACACUUUGAAUAUGAGAAGGAAUCUCCAUAUGGGCUAAGUUUUAACAAGGGCGAGGUGUUUCGAGUUGUGGACACCCUCUAUAACGGCAAACUGGGCUCCUGGCUGGCUAUUCGCAUCGGCAAGAACCAUCAGGAGGUGGAGAGGGGCAUUAUUCCAAACAAAAACAGAGCCGAGCAGCUCUCCAGUGUGCAGUACACUCUUCCCAAAACAGCAGGGGGCGACAGGGCCGACUUCUGGAGAUUCCGCGGUCUUCGUAGCUCAAAGAGGAACCUGAGGAAGAGCAGAGAGGAUCUUUCAUCCCAACCGGUCCAAACAAAGUUCCCAGCAUAUGAGAGGGUUGUCCUGAGAGAAGCGGGUUUCUUAAGACCAGUCGUGAUAUUUGGACCUAUUGCUGAUGUAGCUCGAGAGAAACUCUCCAGAGAAGAACCAGAUCUGUUUGAACUUGCAAAGAGUGAACCGAGAGAUGCAGGAACAGACCAGCGUAGUUCAGGAAUAAUUCGGCUUCACACCAUCAAGCAGAUCAUCGACAGAGACAAACAUGCUGUGUUGGACAUCACUCCAAACGCCGUGGACCGGCUGAACUAUGCUCAGUGGUACCCGAUCGUCGUCUUCCUAAAUCCCGAUAACAAGCAGGGCGUGAAGAACAUGAGGACGAGACUUUGUCCAGAGUCCAGGAAGAGCGCCAGAAAGCUUUAUGAGCGAGCCAUUAAACUGAGAAAGAAUAAUCACCACCUGUUUACAACAACCAUCAAUCUGAACAAUAUGAAUGAUGGGUGGUACGGAGCUCUGAAGGAAACCAUUCAGCAGCAACAGAACCAGCUGGUUUGGGUGUCGGAGGGCAAGGCGGAUGGCACCACAGAGGAUGACCUGGACAUCCACGACGACCGCCUCUCUUACUUGUCGGCACCAGGUAGUGAGUACUCCAUGUACAGCACAGACAGCCGGCACACUUCCGACUACGAAGACACGGACACGGAGGGCGGAGCCUACACGGACCAGGAGUUGGAUGAGACGCUAAACGACGAGGUGGGUCUCCCCACGGAGCCCGCCAUCACCCGUUCCUCUGAGCCGGUGCGGGAAGACCCUCCCGUCAUUCAGGACACCCCUGGUUACCCCGCCUACCAGCAUCCUGUGCAACCUGACCCAGCCAGCCGCAUUGACCCCGCUGGGUUUAAGAUGGCCGCUCCACAACAGCAAGGUGAGGCUGCUUUCCCUUUGCCCUCAUUGCCUCCGCCGGCGGUAGCUACCCCUGCUAUUGAGCAGCCCGCACAGCUAGAGGCUGUGCACCUAGAGGAGCCGCCUGCUGUAGCCCCACUUCCUCAGGCUGACUCACUUAACAGCCCCAGCCCUGCCCCCGAGCAUAUUCAGCCCCCACCACCACCACCACCACCACCUCCACCACAUGAACCCACCCCGUCUGGACUGCCUGGUCCAGAACCAAAGAUGUACAAAAAAGAUCUGUACAGCAUGGAUGACCCCGGGCGAGUCGGUCACGGCCUGAAGCAGUCGAUGAGCUACUGUCACCAGCCGCCGUUCCAGGACAAACAGCCAUACCGUGAAUACGACCAUCCGCCUUACGGUUAUGAUGGAGGCGGCUACACAGAACCAAAGCCUCACAACACUGACUCUCACCUGCACUACGACAACCGCGUGCCUCAUUACAACGAACAGUGGCCCCCCUACGACCAGCAGACCUCAUCCUCCCAGUCCGCAGGGUACCAGCCGGGGCACCAGCAACCCAUGGGCUAUAGCCCCCGGUCUCCCUAUGAAGAUGGACCAGGAAGAGAUUACAGCCCGCCGCAGCCACGCUUCGAUGAGGCUCCACCAGCUGGUUAUGACGGCAGACCGCGUCACGGUAAACCUGGACAGAUUCGCUACGAUGAACCGCCUCCACCACCUCCUACAGGCUACGACGCCCGCUCUCCUCACGAGACCGAAUCGCACAACUUCCCCAUCAAUUCACCUUGCUCGCCGGACCCCCCCAAGCAGUAUUACGGUGACUCUGGUCUGAGGCCCGCCUACAUGCCCGGACCUCCAAGUCGAGGUUACAAAGCAGGGCUGCUUGACCCUUUGAGGAACUCAGAGCCCCCCGUUUCCCCUCCUAAACCUGAAGCCCUGCCCUCACCUGCUGAACCGGGAACCACUCCGACCUCCAAACCUCUCCCUCCUCCCCCGCGGGAAGACCCAGACGAGGAUCCAGCCAUGAAGCCGCAGUCGGUGCUCAACAGAGUCAAGAUGUUUGAGAAUAAACGCUCCGUUUCCAUGGACCGCGCUAAAGAAGUGGGAGAGACGUCCGUGAUGAGGCCUGCUGACGUUCCUAAACCUGUGAGUGCUCCCGGUCCAGUCCUCAAAGCCAACUCCCUCAGCAACCUUGAACAGGAGAAGUCCACCUACAGGGCUCCAGAGCCACAAAAGCCUCAAACUAAACCCCUAGAUGAUAUAGUGCGUUCCAACCACUAUGACCCCGAUGAAGACGAGGAGUACUACAGAAAGCAGCUGUCCUACUUUGACCGCCGCAGCUUCGACAGCAAAGCUAUGGGUCAACCUGCUCCGGGCAUCAGUCGCUUCCAUGAUUUACCCAAACCAGCUCAGCUGUCGUACCCGUACCACAGAGUGGAGUCUCUGGAAAAAGUCAGCCCAGUGGAGAAACGAUAUGAACCUUUACCCCAAAUCAGUCCUUCUUCACAGUAUGGGCCUCCUCUGCCUGCCAUCCCACCCAACCCACUGCCCAAACUCAGUCCGAGUGAUGCUAACUCCAUACCGGAACCACUCAGCUCUCCCAAUCCUAAACCGGAUCUGUCCGCUAUCAGACCCACAAGUAGGGAUGAACCCAUUCCGAGCAGUUACCUCCCCCCGAGAGGUUUCCCCGACAAAUCCCCCGUCAAUGGCACGGAUACGGCACCCUCAAAGACUCUGAGUGCUCCUGCCCCAACCAGCUACAACCGCUACGUCCCCAAGCCUUACACCAGCGCGGCGCGGCCCUUCGAGCGCAAGUUUGAGAGCCCCAAGUUCAACCACAACCUGCUGCCCAACGACACACAGCCCAAGACGGAACACCUCAGCAAACCCGGCGUGGUGAGCAACAGCGGUGGGAAACUCCAGCUGUCUCCCCAGCCCCUGGAUCACGACAGCGGUCUGGACACUUUCACACGCACUUUGGAUAACAGGCCCAAAUACCAGCACAAUAACAUCAACGCCAUUCCCAAGGCCAUCCCUGUGAGUCCCAGUGCACUGGAGGAUGACGAUGAGGACGAAGGUCACACAGUGGUGGCCACCGCUCGGGGUGUCUUCAACUGUAACGGAGGAGUCCUGAGCUCCAUCGAGACGGGCGUCAGCAUCAUCAUUCCCCAGGGGGCCAUCCCGGAGAGCGUGGAGCAGGAGAUUUACUUUAAGGUGUGCAGGGACAACAGCAUCCUGCCCCCCCUGGACAAGGAGAAAGGAGAAACGCUGCUAAGUCCACUUGUGAUGUGUGGCCCUCACGGACUCAAGUUCCUGAAGCCGGUGGAGCUGCGCUUACCUCACUGUGCGUCUAUGACCCCUGAUGGUUGGUCUUUUGCUCUAAAAUCCUCCGACUCCUCGUCGGGUGAUCCUAAAACUUGGCAGAACAAAUCUCUCCCCGGAGACCCAAACUACCUGGUGGGUGCAAACUGUGUGUCUGUGCUCAUUGACCACUUCUGAGGAGGGCAACAGCUGGCCUGUUACUGAAUGUGAUGAGCAGUGGGACCCCCCCGUCCCCCCACUGAGCUCCCUCCGCCCGCCGGUGGGGCGCACAACGCUCAACCAAGUCUGAACUCGAUUGUCUCACGUUGUUUACUGUGCCCAACAUUUGAAACCCACACUCUCGUACAGUUGGAGGAGUCCGGCACCCCAUGAGGCUGUAACUUAGUUUCUUUACUAAUGUUUUUUUUUUUUUUUUUGGUGCUUUUGAGGCUUGCAAAAAAAGAAAAAAAAAGUUAUCUUAACAAAGGAACUGAAGUUGGAAUGCAUGACCAGUGCCACAGACUGGAUAAUCCAAUUUUGACAUUUUUACCUAAUUUUCUAAAGGUUAGAGCCGUCCGAGCAUAUAUUAAAAAAACAAAAACAGUUUUGGAAUCAUUUCAUAUUGCAGUGGGAUUUUUGUGUAUUCUAGUGGAUAAAAAACGUGAAGUUUGCUAACGCCGAACCUGUGAGUUCAGCCGUCAUGUGUUACCACUCAUGAAGGACUUGCAGAGCCUGACUCAUUAAAGAAAGCUGUUUGCAUCAUUUAACUGAAGAAGAAGAAAAAAAGUAUUAAGGGUCAGGUGCCCGUUCGACGGAGCGCGCUCUGACUAAACCGCUGUUUUUGUAGAAAAAAAACAAACAAACUUGUUAUCGUAGAUGAAUAUAUGACUUGAUUUUACAAACUCCUGCUGUCUAGAGAUCUAUGCAUGUGCUACGACUCAGGUCCAGAAGCCUGCUAUUACUAAGUUCAACACAUGAGGAAAACCCCAUCAUACACUGCAAGCAGUGAUGCCUUACCUGCAUAUUAACUUUUCAGUGAACCGUUCAAAAACAUGGGGUCCUUGAGUUGUACCGAUCCCGACAGGAGGAAGGUCUGCAUUCUCUCACCAACCGUGAACUUGGACUUUAGCACACGAGAAUAAUUGGGGCUAAUGAAAAGGUAUGCUUUGUUUUACUGCUAUGCAUAUGAAGUCUGAGGAAAUACACAAAGCUAGAAGACGUUUCAAUUGUGGCUGUACAUAAUGCUAGCAUAUGGCCUUGGUUCUCUGUAAAUGAACUUUUGUACAUCUUUGUUAUUUUGUAUAAAAGAGAGAAAACAUUUGUUUAAAAAAGAGACAGCAGUUAACAUUGGUUAUGUUUGUAUUCUGGUUAUACCCCUGAGCCUUGGAACUGACAUAAGCAGUAAUAAGUCCAACUUUUAUACCAACCUACUACACACACCGACACACUACUUAAGGCAUUUUUAACUGUCAGAAAACUUUUUAUUCUUAUUUACAAAAAUAGAAGAAGUGCUUGGUUUAACUGAUUUUAAAAGAUGUACUUGAGAGGGGCUGCUGUGAAGCGUGGUCCCUUCUUUAUUUGUGAUACUGGAUGCUGUAUUGUGUGCCCUGAAAUGUAUUUUUGUACUAAUAGACAAUUUAUUAUGGCACAUCAGUACUAUUUUUCUUUUGAUAUGAUAACUGCUUCAACCCAACACUAUUUUCUUUCCUGUGUGGCUGACAUUCUUUUUAUUUAUUUUGGUUCUGUUUAUUUUAUUUUUUUCUUUUGCAACACAUUUCUAAGUAUACCACUGUAUUACUAAAUAAAUCCAUUUAUAAAGUAAA
Molecule: messenger RNA, 7534 nt
Organism: Oryzias melastigma (Indian medaka)
Lineage: Eukaryota; Metazoa; Chordata; Actinopteri; Beloniformes; Adrianichthyidae
Gene: tjp1b
Product: tight junction protein 1b
Exons: 30
Coding region: 333-5909 (1858 amino acids)
Biological process (GO): cell-cell adhesion; protein localization to cell-cell junction; cell-cell junction organization
Cellular component (GO): plasma membrane; bicellular tight junction
Molecular function (GO): cell adhesion molecule binding
Source: RefSeq, a predicted model, not a curated record